AUGGCAUCUCUCGUGAUCUUCGACUUCGAUGGCACCCUCUUCGACACCCACGAAUCCAUUUCUCAGACAAUCAAACUCACCUUCGAUACCCUGCUUCCAGCCCAUACCCCGCCUCAAGAUGAGAUUCACCGCCUGAUCGCCAGCGGGUCCGGACUGACCGAUACGUUCAAAACUCUACACCCCUCACCGGCGGACUUCACCCCGACCAUCGAGAGUGAAUGGAUUGGGAAAUAUCGCUCACUCUACGCCACCCACGGCCAGCCACUCAUUAAGGCUUUCCCGGGCGCAAAGGAACUCUUGGCAAAGAUCAAUUCGCUCGGGAUUCCCAUCUCUAUCAUCAGUAACAAGGGCGUCGAGGCAGUCAAGACUGCCUUGAAGCGCAAUAACUUGGAUGGUUUGGUGCCCGAGGAUCUCAUUAUUGGUGACAAUACUCCUGGUGCGAAACGCAAACCAGAUCCCUCCAGCUUCACGAAUGUUUUAGCCCCCGCUCUUGAGAAAGCCGGCACGCAGAUUGUAGCCAGCCAAGUGCUGGUUGUUGGAGAUACAAUUGCUGAUAUUGAAUUCGCAAGAAACAUCGGCAGCACGGUCUGCUGGUGCCGGUAUGGAUAUGGGGAUCGAGAGGCUUGCCAGGCCUUGGGACCAGACUUCGUUAUCGAUGCCCUGGAGAAUGUGGCGGGGCAUUUGAGCAACUAG
Messenger RNA from Penicillium olsonii, 693 nucleotides. The record is from the annotation of a GenBank genome assembly. Lineage: Eukaryota; Fungi; Ascomycota; Eurotiomycetes; Eurotiales; Aspergillaceae.